Hypoxylon fragiforme is the source of this 1470-nucleotide messenger RNA. Its product is annotated as Yip1-domain-containing protein. NCBI's taxonomy places the organism in Eukaryota, Fungi, Ascomycota, Sordariomycetes, Xylariales, Hypoxylaceae. Gene Ontology annotation, cellular component: membrane; trans-Golgi network. Gene Ontology annotation, biological process: endoplasmic reticulum to Golgi vesicle-mediated transport; vesicle fusion with Golgi apparatus. The transcript is spliced from 2 exons. The record is from RefSeq and is a predicted model, not a curated record. The coding region runs from base 340 to 1275 and encodes 311 amino acids.
GUGAGGUUCCAAGGUUCCAGCUAAUUUAGUAGCAGUUCAUGUAUUGUACAAUACAUACGUACGUUGCCUGUCCUAAACUUCCGAAUCCUAUUAACUAGUUAUUUGAACUUCCAAGCUUCACAAUGCCACAUCAGUGAAAACACGUUUAUUUCUAGCCGCCACCAUAUGAAACGCCCAUAACACCACCGCAACCCUCUUACCUCUCAAACCGCUUUUCUUUGUCGUCAUUCAUAUUUUUCUCUCCUUCCUACCUAUCACUCAUUAAAAGAAUCGAAUAACCCCCCAACCAUCACGAAUCCCGCGAUACUUCGAUAUACUGGCACGCUAAACACGCAAAACAUGUCGCAAUACUACGGCGCGCCCCCUCCGAAUCAGUUCGUAGGAGGUAGUGCAUCAGCUGCGCAGAACCUCCAAUUCUAUCCUUCUACAUAUUCGCCCGGCGUCCCUAGCCAACCAGCCCCGGCGCAACCAUAUGGAUAUGGCGCGCCUACGCCAGGCUCGGCUGGGUUUGGCGGGUUUGGCGGCGCACCGGGCGUGAGCGGGAGGAUGGGCGAACAAGGCGGUCUACGGACGGGCUGGCUAGCUGCAUUCUCGACAGAAGGUUAUGAUGGAGAGCCGCCUUUAUUAGAAGAGCUAGGGGUCAACUUUGGCCAUAUCCAAAUGAAGACCUUGGCAGUACUCAACCCCUUUGUACGUAUAGAUCAACACAUCAUGGACGACUCGGAUCUUGGAGGCCCGAUCCUCUUCUUUCUCCUAUUCGGCACCUUCCUACUCUUCAGCGGCAAAGUGCACUUCGGAUACAUCUACGGACUCGCACUUAUAGGGUCCGUUGCCUUACACACGAUUCUAUCUCUGAUGUCCCCCGAGGGCCCUGAAUCUCCGACACCCGCCCACGCCUCCCCCGCGUAUGCUUCCGGCUCAGGGUACCCUGGCGACCCCAGCGCAGGUGGUACUGACAAGGGGCACCUAAGCAGCACUUUAACACUCGCAAGGAGCGCCAGUGUGCUCGGAUACUGCCUCCUCCCGCUGGUGGUGACGAGCUUGGUAGGCAUCGUGAUGCCGAUGGAUGGACCUCUGGGCUAUCUCUUGACCAUCGGGGCGAUUGUCUGGUGCACGACGAGUGCAAGUGGCAUGUUCUGCGCCGUGGGCCGGAUGAGACAGAUGAGAGCUCUGGUAGCCUACCCUCUGAUGCUAUUCUACGUCGGCUUCGGCAUCAUGAGCAUCUUCAGCAGUCGAGGUUCCGGCAGCCUGGGCAAGGCGGCAGGUGUAUCAUGAAGUGGCAAUGGAUAAGUCGCGAUACUAUAUCACUUAACUAUCCUACCAUCGUAGCCAACAAGAAUGAGUGGGAAAAAAAGGCAAAUGGGGGCCAUUCAGGUCAAGGCCAUAAUCGACUUCAGCAGGACAUUUACACGGACCAAUAUGGCGAGCCAAUGAAUUCGUAGGGGCCGGGUUUGCCUAGGUAUCGAGGUA